Messenger RNA from Loxodonta africana (African savanna elephant), 5463 nucleotides. RefSeq names its product transcription activation suppressor (gene TASOR). NCBI's taxonomy places the organism in Eukaryota, Metazoa, Chordata, Mammalia, Proboscidea, Elephantidae. Gene Ontology annotation, molecular function: chromatin binding. The record is from RefSeq and is a predicted model, not a curated record. Gene Ontology annotation, cellular component: heterochromatin; nucleoplasm. The coding region runs from base 206 to 5269 and encodes 1687 amino acids. Gene Ontology annotation, biological process: protein localization to heterochromatin; negative regulation of gene expression, epigenetic. The transcript has 25 exons.
CGGCGCCCAGGGCGAGGGCGUGAAGAUUGGGGUGCCUGCGUUAGGGCCCCCAGGAAGCUGCUGGUCGGGAGUGCGGCCGGCGGCCCCGGGGGAAGGGGGGUGGGUGGGCUGAGAGCAGCUCGGCGGUCAGGCCGGCCCGCCGCCCCUUCCACCCACCCCCGUCAGCACGCUGGGCAGAAGCUUCCUGGCUCGUCAAGCCGACGCAAUGGCGACUGCUGAGGAGAUGGAGUCUUCUCCACCGACGGACGCGAGCUGGGAACGCGGCAGCGGCGGGGACGACGAGAUGAAGCAGGCGCUUCCGGAGCCCGAGUCCUCCCCACAAAAUGGCGGCGGCGCCCUCAGCAUCGCGGAGCCCGGCGGCAGCGCGGCGCCUGAGGAGACCGCUGUGGCCCAGGCCACCCCGAGCCUCAGCCACGAGCAGCCUCAGGACUCGUGUGAGGCGGGCGCGGCCGCCCCGCUCAAAGGCCCCGAAGAGCCCGAAAGGCCCGUUAGGAGGAGUUUUCAGAUUCCCAGGAAGAGCAGAGAAAAGAAAGCCCUUUUCCAGCCAUUAACUCCAGGCUCCCGAGAAUUUGAAGAUGUUUUAAACAUUCUCCAGUCAUCUUACCUUGAACCAUCCUCAGUAGCAAAUUUUAACUACAGACGUGCUUGCUUGAUACAUAAUGAGCUUUUGGAAAAGGAGUUUACAGAAAAGCGAAGAGAACUGAAGUUUGAUGGUCGCUUAGAUAAGGAACUUUCAGAGUCAUAUGCAUUUCUCAUGGUUGAUCGACACCAGGUUCAAACCAUAUGUGAAAAAGGAUUACAGGUGGGCCAAUCGAAAAUAACAAUACUUGGCAGUCCUUCCAUGGGCAUCUAUCUUUCUAGGUAUGCUGAUUUAUUACAGGCUAAUCCUUUGGAAGCUGGGGCAACGGGUGAUGUUGUUAUUUUUAAAAUAAUGAAGGGUAAAAUAAAGAGUAUAUAUGACCCCAUGGGUGUAAAAAGUUUGGAAUCUACAUUAAACAAAAGAGCUUUGGACCCAACACCAAAGCAUGAAUGUCACGUAUCAAAGAAUGCCAAUAGAGUUACGUCUCUUUUGGCUUACAGGGCCUAUGAGCUUACUCAGUAUUAUUUUUAUGAGUAUGGCUUUGAUGAGUUAAGGCGAAGACCAAGACAUGUGUGUCCAUAUGCAGUUGUGUCUUUUAAUUACAAAGAUGAUACGCAAACUCCGAAGUUUAUGCCUUCAUCACGAGUGAAUAGCUUUAAUGCAGAUAGAAACUCAGAUAAAUUUAACUAUACUUUGUGGAAAGGACAGCUUUUAAAUAAAGGAAAGCUUCUGUGCUGUAUUUCUCUGAGGUCAGCCACGCGUGCUUUUUUGCCUAUCAAGCUUCCAGAGAAGUUAGAUGUUGAAACAGUUAUGAGUAUUGAUCAUCUGAAACAGAAAAUCCCUCCAGCACUGUUUUAUAAGGAAACAUAUUUAUGUCCAAAUGAAGUUUUGAAGAAUGGAAUGUACUGCAGUCUCUAUGAAGUUGUAGAAAAGACAAGAGUUGGAAGUAACAUGGAGAGUUUACUGCAAAAACUAGAGAAAGAAAAACUUGUCCUUGUUAAACCUUUGGGAGACCGAGGAUUCCUUUUUCUUCUUUCUCCUUGUCAGAUGAUUUCUCCAUAUGAACAUCAGCCUGCCAAGUCGCGAGUCCUACAUGCUUUGUUUCUUUUUCAAGAACCUAGAGGCGUAGUUCCUUCACAAAAAGGUUCGACCACUGCAGCACCACAGGAAAGGCAUGAGAGUAUACCAGAUGUCUUAAAAAUAACUCAGUUUUUACAAUUUUCUUUAAUUCAGUGUCGAAAGGAAUUCAAAAAUAUAAAUACUAUAAAUUUUCAUUCUGUUGUUGAAAAGUAUGUAAGUGAAUUUUUUAAGCGAGGAUUUGGUUCAGGUAAACGGGAGUUUAUCAUGUUUCCUUACGAUUCACGAUUAGACGAUAAAAAAUUCUUAUACUCAGCUCCAAAAAAUAAAUCCCAUAUUGAUGAUUGUUUGCAUACCUAUAUUUUUCGGCCUGAAAUGUAUCAGUUACCUCUUUGUAAAUUAAAAGAACUUUUUGAAGAAAAUAAGAAACUUCAACAGUUCAGUCCACUUUCAGAUUAUGAAGGCCAAGAAGAAGAAAUGAAUGGGACAAAAAUGAAAUAUAGAAAACGAAAUAACUCAAGGAGUGAAAUUAUCACAUCUGGAAAGCAGAAGUCAUCUCAUUCUUUGGAUUAUGAUAAGGAUAGAGUCAAAGAAUUGAUAAAUUUAAUUCAGUGUAGGAAAAAAAAUGUAAGUGGGGACUCAGACACAGAAGAUAUGAGAAGCAAAACUGUCUUGAAGAGGAAGCUUGAGGAUCUACCUGAGAAUGUGAGAAAGCUUGCCAAAACCAGUGAUUUAUCUGAAAAUUGCCACCUGUAUGAAGAGUCUCCGCAGCCUGUUGGCUCACUCAUUAGUGGUCUGGGGCACGAUGCUGACUUGAGACGGCAGCAGCAGGAUACCUCUCACCCUGGUGUUGCUGACAUCCACAGUCUGUUUAACUGGCUGUCAGAAACACUAGCAAAUGCUCGCCACUCUGAUGCGUCCCUGACAGACACAGUCAACAAAGCUUUGGGAUUGAGCACAGAUGAUGCCUACGAAGAGCUGAGGCCAAAGCAUGCGUAUGAGUUGAAUUCUACACAGGAUAAGAAAGAGUAUGAGCAACCCACUUGUGCAAAAAUUGAAAAUGUAAAUUUUAAGGAUACUCAGAGCCCAUUGCCAGAAGUUGAUACAUCAUCUUUAAAGUAUCCUGUUAGUGCUUCUACCAGUGAAGGAGGCGCUGAUCAUAAACUGCAUUUGAAAGAAGAUCCAAGUUUAAUUAGCAUGGAUAAUUUUGAAGAUUGCAGUUUGUGUCCUGCUGUUCCCAUUGAACAUGGAUUCCGUAGACAACAGUCUAAGUCAAACGAUGUUGAAGAGACUGAAAUACAUUGGAAACUGAUUCCAAUUACAGGAGGGAAUGCAAGAAGCCCAGAAGACCAGCAGGGGAAACAUGGUGAGAAACACACACCAGAAUAUUCUGUGAGAAGCAGUCUUCAAGUCUCUUCUAAGUGUAACAAACACAAGGAGGCCACCUGUCUUUUAGGUAUGAAAUCACCAGAAGAACAACUGGUGUGUCUGCCGCCGCAGGAGGCCUUCCCUCAGGACCCCCGGGUAAUAAGUAGACACAGAAGUUCUGAUUACCAGUUUCCGUCCUCUCCAUUUACAGACACACUAAAGGGCACCACUGAGGAUGACGUGUUGACAGGUCAGGUGGUGGCAGUGGAGGAGCAGUGUGUGCCAGCAGCAGAGCCGCCUGCACUGAGUGAAACCACAGAGAGGACAGUGUUAGGAGAGUACAGUCUCUUUUCUAGGAAGAUAGAAGAGAUUCUGAAGCAGAAGAACGUGUCAUAUGUCAGUAGAAUAUCCAUGCCUGUCUUUUCAACACAAGAGAAGAUGAGACGGCUUUCUGAAUUCAUAUAUUCUAAGACUUCCAAAGCUGGUGUGCAGGAGUUUGUCGACGGCUUGCAUGAGAAACUAAAUACUAUUAUUAUCAAAGCAUCAGCCAAGGGUGGGAAUUUGCAGCCAGUCAGUCCUAAUGAUUCUGGUGCCAAGAUGGCAUCGACUGCUCUGGGAAGGCAUGUCAUGCCAGUGUCCUCAGAUGAUUUCAGCAGUAAAUGCCUCCCCGAAUCCCUUUGUAGUGAUGCUUUGAAAGACACCAACUCCCACGAGCAGCACUCCUCUUCAGCUUUGGGUUUAACCAGAGGAGAGAUGAGCCGGCCCCACCAUGCCGCAGAACUCACGGUGACUGCUGACCGUGCUGUACCUGGUGAGACUGGUCGGGAACCAGGAGAAAAGGAAACAAAAUCGCCUGGGGAUGUAAACAUGUCUGCCCAGCCUGCUCUUUCAAAUUUUAUAAGCCAGUUAGAACCUGAAGUAUUUAACAGUUUGGUUAAAAUCAUGAAAGAUGUCCAGAAAAAUACUGUGAAAUUUUAUAUUCACGAAGAAGAAGAAAAUAUGCUCUGUAAAGAAAUCAAGGAAUAUCUUAUCAAAUUAGGCAAUACAGAAUGUCAUCCAGAACAGUUUUUGGAAAGAAGAUCAAAAUUAGAUAAACUAUUGAUUAUUAUUCAAAAUGAAGACAUUGCAGGUUUCAUUCACAAGGUACCUGGCUUGGUAACUUUAAAGAAGCUUCCCUGUGUUAGUUUUGCUGGUGUUGAUAGCCUGGAUGAUGUUAAAAAUCAUACAUACAAUGAGUUAUUCGUAUCUGGAGGGUUUAUCGUGUCUGAUGAAUCAAUUCUAAAUCCAGAAGUUAUCACAGUUGAAAAUCUUAAAAAAUUUUUGACAUUCCUUGAAGAACUUAGUACUCCAGAAGGAAAAUGGCAAUGGAAAGUCCACUGUAAAUUUCAGAAAAAACUGAAGGAACUGGGAAGAUUGAACGCUAAAGCCCUAAGUCUGCUGACGCUUCUGAAUGUCUAUCAGAAGAAACAUCUGGUUGAAAUUUUAUCAUACCACAACUGUGAUUCACAAACUCGAAAUGCCCCAGAACUGGAUUGCCUUAUCAGACUUCAGGCUCAGAACAUCCAGCAACGACACAUAGUCUUUCUAACAGAGAAGAACAUCAAGAUGCUUUCCAGUUACACAGAUAAUGGAAUAGUGGUGGCAACCACGGAAGAUUUCAUGCAGAACUUUAAGAGCCUUGUGGGCUAUCAUAACUCUGACACGGAGGAAACCCUUCCGCUGCUUGGUGCUAAUGAGAAUCUUGAGUCACAGUCAGCUCUUUUAGAAAGCGAUGAAAAGGAUGAAGAGGAUAUGUCUCUGGAUUCAGGGGAUGAAAUCUCAAAAAUAGAAGUAUGCAGCAAUUUUCAUUCAGAAAUAUUGGCGAGAGAGACCAAAGGAUCAUGUGGAACAGAUCAAAAUAAGAAUAUUCAUAUUGAGUUGCAGUCGUCUCUUGACAUGCAAAAAAGUUUACUAGAAGAUAAGACUUAUCAGAUUGAUUCUGAAGAGAGAGCUUCUAUUGAUAGAGCCUGCUCAGAAGAAGAAAACAGCAAUUCAGCAGAACAAGAUUUGUAUAGCAACUUUCAAUUAAAUAUGUCCCAUCAGUUUAGUCAUUUCAAUGUUCUUACUCAUCAGACGUUUUUGGGGACACCAUAUACCCUUUCAUCAAGUCAGUCUCAACAAAGUGGAAAUUACUUUUUAUCUGCUUAUACUCAAAGCUUGGCUAGAGAGAAAUCCCCAUCUCCAUUAAGUUGGGGGAAAAAAUAGUAAUUUUUUUUUUUUUUUUUAAUAGUUUGUUGUGGACUUUUUCUGUUUCGUAAAAGUGAAUUAACAAUUUAUAUUUCCUUCUCUAAAAAGGUUUCUUGUCCUUUCUCAAUUUUUUUCUCUUAUUUAAAUCAUGAUGGCCUGUAACAGUUGAAGCAUCUGAAAAUUGAAAUAAAUACAUAUAUAUUUUUAACAUA